UUUUCUUGUAGAUUUGGCUUUCUCUAGGGUUUAUAUAAAUUUGUAGAUGAUAUAUUCAGAUUAGUUCAGGUUUGACGUUUAGUUAAAAGUGAUUUGAAAAUGGUGACGACAAUUUAUUUAAUAUGUAUUUCUUCUCUGAUCGUAUCAGAAAUCACUGCAAGGCCAGAGGCAGCCUUGCCAUACUUCUAUAACAAUCCCACAGACUUAAGAGCCAACAAUGUUCCGAACUUCGGUAAUUUUCAACCAUCGGCUGCUGUAAGUCAACAUUACCUGCCAUCGGAAAACUUUAAAAGUCAACAACAAACUUUCAGCAAUGUACCUAUAGACUCAUAUGGUGUUCCAGUGGCCAGUACUUUUGGACAGUUACAAAGUACUAAUAUCUUACCGAAUAGAAAUUAUGGUACUCCAGAUCUGCAUCUCUCUGGCCAAUCACCCGUUGGUGCAAUCAGAAAUCAGCCAACGCCAUUGGUAAAUGUACAGAAACAUAUCUACGUUCACGUACCACCACCAGAUGUUGAAGAGGAAAGAAUUCAGAGACUUCAACAACAAAAUUUAAGACAAAAACACUACAAAAUUAUCUUCGUCAAAGUGCCUUCAUACCCGUCUACAGCCCAAUACCUAGCGCAACAACAAGCUCUUCAAGAAGAAAAAACCCUGAUCUACGUCCUCGUAAAAAAACCGGAAGAUUUAGAAGAAAUUAGGGCCAACCAGAUUUCAAGCACACCAGUGAACAAACCGGAAGUCUAUUUUAUCAAAUACCGGGCAAAGGCUCAACAAAACAGAGGACAAAUCAGUGAAAAUCAAGGAAAUACUUUUCAGAAGCAAAGCGACGACUCUGUGGUGGUUGACAGUGCCGAUAAAGGGCAACAGACCAAUUUCCUUGGUCAAGGAGGGGGAUAUAAUUACAACAGACCAUCUGCAAUACUAAAAUAGUAUUAAUCACACACAUUAUUAUUUUAUUAUCAUUAUCUCUAAGACUCUGUAUUAGUCUUCAGUUUAUUUUUGUAUGUAUAUUUUAUUUUUUUAUUAAAUACAUCUAGCAUA
Molecule: messenger RNA, 1044 nt
Organism: Anthonomus grandis grandis
Lineage: Eukaryota; Metazoa; Arthropoda; Insecta; Coleoptera; Curculionidae
Exons: 4
Coding region: 100-933 (277 amino acids)
Source: RefSeq, a predicted model, not a curated record